Messenger RNA from Monopterus albus (swamp eel), 2347 nucleotides. RefSeq names its product guided entry of tail-anchored proteins factor 3, ATPase (gene get3). Lineage: Eukaryota; Metazoa; Chordata; Actinopteri; Synbranchiformes; Synbranchidae. The record is from RefSeq and is a predicted model, not a curated record. The transcript has 7 exons. Gene Ontology annotation, cellular component: GET complex. Gene Ontology annotation, biological process: tail-anchored membrane protein insertion into ER membrane. Gene Ontology annotation, molecular function: ATP binding; ATP hydrolysis activity. Bases 41 to 1066 code for a protein of 341 amino acids.
CGGAACGUCCCACCUGUACGGUACAGUGUACACAGACAAGAUGGCAGCUUCAUUGGAAGACGAAUUCGAAGAUGCGCCUGAUGUGGAGCCAUUAGAACCAACCCUGAAGAAUGUAAUCGAGCAGAAAUCGUUGAAGUGGAUAUUUGUGGGUGGGAAGGGUGGUGUUGGUAAAACGACGUGUAGCUGUAGUUUGGCUGUCCAGCUGGCUGCAGUCAGGGAGAGCGUCCUCAUCAUCUCUACAGAUCCUGCCCAUAACAUCUCUGAUGCUUUUGACCAGAAGUUCUCAAAGGUGCCAACAAAGGUCAAGGGCUAUGACAACCUCUUUGCAAUGGAGAUUGACCCUAGCCUGGGUGUGGCAGAGCUGCCUGAUGAAUUCUUUGAGGAGGACAACAUGCUCAGCAUGGGCAAGAAGAUGAUGCAGGAGGCCAUGAGCGCCUUCCCUGGGAUCGACGAGGCAAUGAGCUAUGCAGAGGUCAUGAGGUUAGUGAAAGGAAUGAACUUCUCAGUGGUGGUCUUUGACACUGCCCCCACUGGCCACACACUGCGGCUGCUUAACUUCCCCACCAUUGUAGAGCGCGGACUGGGCCGCCUCAUGCAGAUCAAGAACCAGAUCAGCCCUUUCAUCUCCCAGAUGUGUAACAUGCUUGGUCUGGGGGACAUGAACGCAGACCAGCUGGCCUCUAAGCUCGAGGAGACUCUGCCAGUCAUUCGCUCGGUCAGCGAGCAGUUCAAAGACCCGGAACAGACCACCUUCAUCUGUGUGUGUAUCGCUGAGUUCCUCUCCCUCUAUGAGACUGAGCGGCUGAUCCAGGAGCUGGCUAAGUGCCGCAUCGACACACACAACAUCAUUGUCAACCAACUUGUGUUCCCUGAUGCUGACAGGCCAUGUAAAAUGUGUGAAGCCCGCCAUAAAAUUCAGUCCAAGUAUCUAGACCAGAUGGAGGACCUUUAUGAAGAUUUCCACAUAGUCAAGUUGCCGCUACUGCCCCAUGAAGUUCGAGGCGCCAGUAAGGUCAACACGUUCUCCAAGCAGCUCCUGGAACCCUACAAACCCCCAAACAAGUGAUUUCCCUUCCUGCAGCCCCUCCCAGACCACACCUCUGUGUACAGCCUGAACUCACCUUAACUGAGCUCCCCACCAAACAGCCUCAAGACGACCCACUCAGUCCCCAGCCCGUCAUCCAACGCAGAGCGGCCUACAAGACAUACGCCCUUAAUGAAGGGAAGUCCAUGAAAUCACAAACACACACGUACAUGUUCUCCUAUAUUGUUAGAGAUAAAACGGUGCAGAUUUGUACCCUCGCUUCAACUUCUCCUGUUUUCUUAUUCUCGUUGUGGCAGUUAUACAGUUCCUCCUUCAAGCAUUUAACUUUUCUUAACGUAAAACUCCGCCUCCUCAGACCUACAAUGUCCAGCCUCAGUUGUGACAAACUAGUAGAUUCAGAGACAGUGGUAUAAUCCAGGAUGGGUGAUAUUUAUGCCAUAUUCAUUCUGUCUGUUCUGCAGUUUGACAUAUAACAAAAUUUCCCAAACCCAUCAAUCUCACAUUAGUAAUUUCUAUUCAGAUUUCUACAGAUUCAGGGUGUGACGGCAGGGCAAUGAAAAAAUACACUCAAAAAAAGAAAAGAAAAGGAUAUGGCCUGUGGUCGCUAGUAACUUUUUUCUUAUUGAAAUAAAAAAAAGAAGUCUAAAGUAAAGCAGCCUGAAGUGUGUCUUUUCUCAUUAGUCACAUCAUUAGACAUCAUCAUUCCAGGUGAUUCUGGUGUCAAUCCAGUUUACUCAGUAGGGGAGAUUUUGAAUCCCUGUGCUAUUUCCUGAGCUCGACAGUAUUAAUAGCCUGUGAUAGAUGUUUUAAACCACUGUGCUUGCUUCAGGUGAUGGAGGCAGCACCAGUGUGGAGACAACAUGUGUGGUGAGACUUGAUGUUUUGACUGACUGGAAGCUAAAGAGUUACCUGACACUGCUGAACGCCCAGUAAAAGUUCCCAUACAGUGCUCAUAACAUUCAUCCAACUGUCAGACAUUGUGUCCAUCCCGUUCCCUGAGAACUAUAUGGGAACACCGAAAGACAUCAGUAGCCUUAUUUAGUGCAUCAUUAAUCAAAAAUAUGUUGAAUGUUGCUUGACAAAACGUUGACCAAAAGAAUGGCUAGUAAAGAGGUCUUUGUGAUUGAAUACUGAAUGUUGUUGUUUCUCAGCAGAAAGACCUAUAAGGCUGGCUAUGCCAGGCUGAAGUAAAGGCAGAAUUCCUUCUCUGUUCCUGAGUGUUUUUGAGUCAAUAAGAAUCUGUUUCUAUGGAUUUUUCUUCAAAUUAUACUGCAAGUGUUAAUUAAAGCUAACUUGCCUCAG